AUGAAUAUCAAUCGAGAGGAGCGGCUGCAAAUGCGGCAGCGCGGAGCAGCAUCACGUAAGACCAAAGAUAUUAACUUCGGCUUUUCGUUUGGGUUAGCUCCUGCGCUGGAUGAACCUUCAGACUCCGCGUCGCGACCGGAAGACGCUGGCAUUGCUAUUGGGCCUUCUGUCUCGCUCCCAGAACCGCCAACAGCGAUACGGCCAACAAUCACAGAGACUCCAGUAAUAGCAGACGAAGCUGCGGAGAAUGCAUUGCCGCCUGUACCAUCAGAAGGGGAGCUUUCGACAUCCCAGGACCAAGGAGCCGCUCAACGGACGCGACAAAGCCCGCGCAACAAAUCCAAACCUCAACCACCUCCGUCGAAGAGCCCAUCGCAAGAUACAACGGAAGAUGGCCCAAGCCGGAAGAUAAGGAAAAUUAAUCAUCCUAGGAGCUCGCCCACGGUCUCGGUCGCUGCGCACGGUGAUAACGACUCGUCUUCCCUCGCCAAUGGAACCGUCACGAUUGAAACUGCCCAAACGGUUGAAGAAUCACUAAUUGUAGCCGAAUCUGUCGUCGAAUCUGCCCCCGAACCUGCCCCCGAACCGGCUCCUGAACCCUCGCUCGAGAAAUCAGCAUCGCCAGCCGCGCCGGAGGCAAUAUAUACAGCACCCAAUGGCCUGGUAUCUGAGCAGUUCCCUCAAGAGAAUGCGUUAGGGUCAAUCGUUACGGAGAAGCUGCCCCCGAAGUCGAAAACAGCAUCACGCAAAGCGAACGGGACACCAUCACCGCCGGGUAGGAAGGCUAGAGGCAAACGCAAGAGACAAGGAUCUCAGGAGAAUGAAGGGUCGUCGCCCACUACAGCCAGUUCUGAGACGGGUGAUGCACCGACCAAUCAGGUAGCGGAACCAAUGGAUCUAUCGAUGGAUGUACAGCCGGAAACUACAGAACCCCCGACGACAGCUGUGUCGGGUUCCGCCGAAUCGUCAAACGACACUGCACUACCAGGUGUUCCUCAACCGACCGAGGCCAUUGAGCCACAAGCGGCUGUCGAUCCCCAAGAUACGACUCACCCCCAAACAAACACCGAACCUCAACCUACGACGAAGCUUUCGAGACUCCCUAUUUCUUCGCGAACAAAGCGACAACGAGGUGAACGAGCGGCAUCUGUUCAACCAUCUAUCACCACGAUUAAGGAACCUCGAGUGGCUAGGGCGGGCUCAGCAGAAAGCGCACCCACUCAAGUUAAGGAGAAUAAGAGGGUCGGAACCCGGAUCGAUGAUGUCUCUGAACCGACAGAUGGCGCUCCCAUCACGGACGAGAAGUCAGAAAAUCAGGGCAUGGAACUUGACGCUCCAGAAGAGGGAGAGGUGCGUGUUGCGGGGCAGAAGGGAGCCCGCGAAAAACGCCCGCAACACUUGGAAAUGGCGGAAUCAAAACCGAAGCGCGCUGGUCGCCCUGGAAGAAAAGUUUUGCCAUCUCUCAAGGAAGUGGUAGAGGAGGAAGAGCCGGCUCCUCUCGAGGAGGCACAGGAGGAGGUGCAGGGGCCUGCAAAGUCAGAGCCACAACCAAAAGCAAGAGGACGAAGACCAAAGGCAUCUGGGCCACAGCCAGUUGAACCAAAGCAAAGUCAACAAGAGACGCAAUCUCUGGAGGCCCAGCCCCUACCUACAGAGGUGCAACCGAGGCCUAGAAGACGGAGACAGAAGCCAACAGAGUCAGAGCCUGUACAUUCAGACCGAGAACAGGAGGAACCUGCGGAGCCUGCGGAGGCUGAGGCGGAGGCUGAAACAGCCCCCAAACCGAAGCCCAGAGGGCGGAGGGCAAAGGCAACGGAACCGGAGCUGGAGCCAGCACAAACGGUGCCAGAGCCAGCAAUGUCUGAAUCAAGGCACAGAGGGCGAAGGGCAAAGACAGCCGAACCGGAGCCGGUAGAGCAAGAGCCAGCCGUGCCCGAACCGAGACUGAGAGGGCGGAGGGCACGGACCGCAGAGCCUGAGGUCACGCAACCCGAGCCACAAUCGGAAGGGCCAGAACUAGCAGUAUCGAAGCCUAGAGGGCGAAAACAAAGGACAGUUGAGGCGGAGGUAGUACAACCUGAGCCGAAGUCGGCAGCGCAUGAACCAGCUAAGGCAGCGCCGAAGCCCAGAGGGCGGAAGGCGAGAGGAGCUCAAUUGACAGAGCAGAAACCAGCUGAAGUUUUGCCCGAACCUGAAUUGAUAGAGCCAGAGCGUGCACAGCCAGAACCAGAACCAGAACCAGAACCAGAGCCUCAACAAGAGCCCGUUGAACCUCGAUCUAGAAAACGCGGUCGUGGCAGGCACUCAGCAGAGAGCGCCGGCGUUAACGCGACACGGGAAGUAGACAGCGCCGCAGCGGAAGGCGAGGGCAGCGCAGAGCCACAGCCUCGUAAACGCAAGCCCAGACAACCUCGCGGCGAGACUGUGCCGGUUACGGUGCACCGUCUCGCGAACGUCGCUGCUCUAGGUGGCGACCCUACACUGCUGGAGUCUUCUGACGAGGAGGGCGAGAUAGCGGAUCCGCCGUCUGAUAGACAACAGGCCAAACUUCCCAACCGAGGCGGAGUCAACGUGGCAGACGUACUGGGCCAGAUUUGCCGCGAGACGCUGGAGAAGACGCUCACCACGUUGACAAACGGCAUUGACGGCGAGGGUAACGCCGCUCGGCGCGCUGAAUGGACGCGCAAGAAGAAAGUGGUCGAGGCGUAUGGCAGCGAGCUAGAAGGCCGUCUGCUCGAGUUGAGUGAGAUGCUGGACGGCAAUUUCAUGCUUGGGGUGAAGAUGCGGAAAGCCAAGCGGGAAAUGAUGGAGUAUCGAAGUCGGCUGUACCAAGUACGGAAGGAGAGAGAGGCCGUUGCGUUGCAAAUGGACGCCGUGCGGAGGAAGCAUGCCGAAGAUGAAUCCGCAAGAAAGGCCCGCUCCACGAUCAACAACUCCCUCCACAGUCUCGACCUUGCUCUUGAGCGAAGUCAGACCCGCCCGGCUGAUCCCGAUGAGACAUCUACUGAUUUAGGUGGGAUGGAGUUUCUGCUCCGCAACGUCGCGGAGACGGUCAGUUCCGCCGCGCCCGGAGGCCAGGGCGGGCUCUUACAUCAACUUCGGUCCUUCAACGCGCAGCUUGAAGCUACGGCACGGAGGUUGGAGAGUUGAGUAUUUUCGGUUUACCAUACCUUUCCCAACAUUUCGUUUGGGGAUGCCACCCAUUGGCGUCGACUUCUUUCAUUGUGUUACCAUCUACGAUGCGAAUGGUGCAUCUUUACACUAUCGUCGCUCGUUUUGCUCUUUCUAUUGAUCCAAUACCCAAUCACAUGAACACUGCGACCGGAGUUAAGGGGUUAUUUCGGAAGGGAUCGUUGGAUUAUUUGAUGAUGAAUGGAUACCUAACAACGACCAUGUACUAUCAUAACUAG
Molecule: messenger RNA, 3410 nt
Organism: Aspergillus homomorphus CBS 101889
Lineage: Eukaryota; Fungi; Ascomycota; Eurotiomycetes; Eurotiales; Aspergillaceae
Exons: 5
Coding region: 1-3150 (1049 amino acids)
Source: RefSeq, a predicted model, not a curated record